CACAGGACACCUUUGAUCUCCUUGUCAAAGGACUUUCCAGCGAUUCUACAACACCUCCGUUAUUGUCUUCAGCACGACCUUUCUAGCGCACGUGUUUUUGACGUGUUGUCUUCCUGAAACUCGCUACAAUUUUAUGUUUUUUUUUGUUCACAGGACUGGAGAAAACGCGACACAACGACGGACGAGUGGGUGAAAAUUAUAAAAAGUUCCUGUGAAAGUUGAUAGGAAAGCGAAAAAUCGAAUAUGAGAAAUGUAAACAGUGACAGAGCCUUCAGUGUCUAAGUGAAUGAAUGAAUGGUUCGAAUUAUCUCUUAUCAAUUAAUUCAGUUUCUUUCCGAAUAUGACUAAACAUAAGCUGAAAUCUAGGUGCAGGAAGGAGUGACCAAAGUGAAGUGAACCAAAAGUAUCUUCUGUUUAAAACUUUACUUCUUUUAUUUUUGUUUGGAAAUGUGUACUAUAAAAUAAGUUCCCCGUGAACGAGAAGUGCAAGGCUCAAUUCACGAGAUAGUGACAAGUGUGUGUUUGUGUGUACGUAUCCUGUGGGGCGUCUGAGUUCAAGGACGUCGCGCAGGAGACGAGAUUUCCCUGUUGUUGCUUACAACACUGUGAAGCGGUGCGUUAAGGAGAACGACAUACUUGGCUUGGAAACUGGAGCGUAAAUAAACCAGCGCAAAAUGGCAGAAGCUGAAGGUGGCUCCGAGCAGGAUGAUGUUUCAUUCUUGCGUACGGAAGACAUGGUCUGCCUCUCAUGUACAGCAACUGGUGAACGUGUGUGUUUAGCUGCUGAAGGCUUUGGCAACCGCCAUUGCUUCCUUGAGAACAUUGCAGACAAAAAUGUUCCACCAGAUUUGUCGCAAUGUGUUUUUGUCAUUGAACAAGCGCUAUCAGUGCGUGCCUUACAGGAGUUGGUGACGGCAGCCGGUUCGGAGACCGAUAAGGCGCUUGGCAAAGGAACUGGAUCCGGUCAUAGAACUUUACUUUAUGGCAAUGCCAUUCUUCUCCGACAUCACAAUAGUGAUAUGUAUUUAGCGUGCCUUUCGACAUCAUCGUCCAACGAUAAGCUAUCUUUCGACGUAGGUUUGCAGGAACAUAGCCAAGGUGAAGCUUGCUGGUGGACUGUUCAUCCAGCCAGUAAACAACGAUCUGAAGGUGAAAAGGUUCGAGUUGGUGAUGACUUGAUUUUGGUGUCCGUCGCUACGGAACGAUACUUGCAUACUACAAAAGAAAACGAUCUAUCCGUCGUGAAUGCUAGCUUCCAUGUUACCCACUGGUCAGUGCAACCAUAUGGAACUGGUAUCUCACGUAUGAAGUAUGUAGGCUAUGUCUUUGGUGGCGAUGUCCUUCGAUUCUUCCAUGGAGGGGAUGAGUGUCUAACAAUACCAAGUACAUGGACCAAAGAGAUAGGACAAAACAUUGUAAUUUACGAAGGAGGAUCUGUAAUGAGCCAGGCUCGUUCACUAUGGCGACUAGAACUUGCCCGAACGAAGUGGACUGGAGGCUUUAUCAACUGGUACCACCCGAUGCGAAUUCGACAUAUUACUACAGGACGAUAUUUAGGCGUUAACGAGAACAAUGAACUUGUUCUGCUUCGACGAGAGGAAGCAACAAUAAGCUCUUCGACGUUCUGCCUGCGCCAGGAAAAGGACGAUCAAAAAGUCGUCCUCGAAGACAAAGAUCUGGAAAUAAUCGGUUCGCCGAUUAUCAAAUAUGGUGAUUCUACGGUCAUCGUACAACAUUCUGAGUCAGGAUUGUGGUUGAGUUAUAAAAGUUACGAAACAAAAAAAAAAGGCGUUGGCAAAGUUGAGGAGAAACAAGCUAUAUUGCACGAAGAAGGAAAAAUGGAUGACGGGCUAGACUUCUCAAGAUCUCAAGAAGAGGAGUCCAAGACAGCUCGCGUUAUCCGCAAAUGCAGCAGUUUGUUCACGAGUUUUAUUAAUGGCCUUGAAACUUUGCAAGGGAAUCGUCGCCAUUCUAUGUUCUUUCAUACAGUGAACCUGGGCGAGAUGGUCAUGUGCCUUGAGGACCUUAUAAAUUAUUUUUCCCAGCCUGAUGAUGAUAUGGAACAUGAAGAAAAACAGAAUCGCUUCCGUGCGCUCCGAAAUCGGCAGGAUCUCUUUCAGGAAGAAGGUGUUCUUAAUUUGAUCCUGGAAGCAAUCGAUAAAAUCAACGUAAUAACUUCACAAGGCUUUUUAGCCAGUUUUUUGGCUGGCGACGAAAUGGGCCAAAGCUGGGACCUCAUCUCUACAUACUUGUACCAGCUCCUGGCUGCCAUCAUCAAAGGCAACCACACGAACUGCGCUCAGUUCGCCAACAGCAACCGACUCAACUGGCUCUUCUCUCGUUUGGGAUCGCAAGCCUCGAGUGAAGGUUCUGGCAUGUUGGAUGUACUCCACUGUGUCCUGAUCGAUUCACCGGAAGCCUUGAAUAUGAUGCGCGACGAACAUAUCAAAGUCAUUAUUUCCUUGUUAGAAAAACAUGGGCGUGAUCCGAAAGUUUUGGAUGUACUUUGCUCACUAUGUGUUGGUAACGGAGUUGCUGUGAGGUCAUCGCAGAAUAACAUUUGCGACUAUUUGUUACCGGGUAAGAACCUACUGCUGCAAACACAAUUAGUGGAUCAUGUUGCAAGUAUUCGUCCGAACAUUUUCGUCGGUCGUGUGCAAGGCUCCGCAAUGUAUCAAAAGUGGUAUUUCGAAGUUACCAUGGAUCAUAUCGAGCAGACCACUCAUAUGAUGCCUCACUUGCGUAUUGGGUGGGCCAAUACAUCUGGGUAUGUCCCAUAUCCUGGUGGUGGUAAGAAAUGGGGCGGUAAUGGUGUUGGAGAUGAUUUAUACUCAUUUGGUUUCGAUGGAGCCUUUCUUUGGACAGGGGGUCGGAAAACUCCAGUAGUUAAUCAGGAGCCCAUAGAACCAUAUAUUCGGAAAAGUGAUGUUAUUGGAGUAGCACUCGACUUAACAGUUCCAAUUAUUACCUUUACUUUUAAUGGUGCCAAAGUCCGCGGAAGUUUCCGAAAUUUCAACUUGGAUGGAAUGUUUUUCCCGGUUAUGAGUUGCUCAUCGAAGAUUAGCUGUCGUUUCCUUCUAGGCGGCGACCAUGGUCGUUUGAAAUAUGCUCCGCCUCUAGGGUUCAGCCCACUUGUUCAGUGCCUUAUGCCACAUCAAAUACUUAGCUUGGAUCCUUGCUUUUAUUUUGGAAAUUUGAACAAAAACGUUUUGGCUGGGCCAUGGCUAGUGGAAGAUGAUACUGCAUUUGUUCCUAGCCCAGUAGACACUUCAGAAAUUUUACUUCCAUCGUCAGUUGAUUCAAUUAAAGAGAAGUUGGCUGAGAACAUUCAUGAAAUGUGGGCCUUAAAUAAAAUAGAAGCUGGCUGGUCAUGGGGCGAACAUCGUGACGAUUUACACCGCAUACACCCAUGCUUGACACAAUUUGAAAAGCUCCCUGCACCAGAAAAACGUUACGAUUGUCAACUAGCUGUUCAAACGUUGAAAACUAUCAUAGCUUUGGGCUAUUACAUCACAGUAGAUAAACCCCCGGCAAGAAUUCGUCCAAUUCGGCUUCCCAACGAACCAUUCAUGCAGGCAAACGGCUAUAAACCAGCCCCCCUUGAUCUAAGCGCUGUCACUUUAUCACCCAAACUGGAAGAAUUAGUUGAUCAACUUGCUGAAAACACCCACAAUCUUUGGGCCAAAGAAAGAAUUCAACAAGGAUGGACUUACGGUCUCAACGAAGACUCCGAUAAUUUAAGGAGCCCACAUUUGGUUCCUUAUUCGAAAGUCGAUGAAGCUAUCAAGAAAGCUAACCGUGAUACAGCUUCUGAGACAGUACGAACCCUCCUUGUUUAUGGUUAUAAUUUGGACCCACCAACUGGAGAAGGAAAUGAAGCUCUAGUGGCUGAAGCUCUUCGCUUGAAACAUGCUGCGUUCCGAACAUAUCGUGUUGAACGCAAUUAUGCCGUUACAUCAGGGAAGUGGUAUUUUGAAUUUGAGGUGUUAACUGCAGGGCCCAUGCGAGUAGGUUGGGCACGCGCCGAUUGCCACCCCGGAACAAUGCUGGGAAGUGAUGAUAGCACUUGGGCUUUUGACGGUUACAAUGAAGAGAAAGUCUCUGGUGGCGCAACAGAAUCCUUUGGAAAACAAUGGGGACCUGGUGAUGUAGUAGGUGUCUUCCUAGAUCUCGUCGAUCACACGAUCAGUUUCUCAUUGAACGGCGAACUACUGAUGGAUGCACUCGGAGGAGAAACAACAUUUGCUGAAGUAUCAGCGGAAGGAGUAGGAUUCGUCCCAGCUUGUACACUUGGGGUGGGCCAGAAAGCUAGAUUAACAUACGGACAAAAUGUGGAUUCCCUUAAAUAUUUCACAACUUGCGGUCUUCAAGAGGGAUACGAACCAUUUUGCGUUAACAUGCGACGCGCUGUCACUCACUGGUAUACUAAGGAUCAACCAAUUUUCGAGAACACUGAAGACAUGCCUGAUUGCCGCAUCGAUGUGACAAGAAUCCCUGCCGGUGCCGAUACACCUCCAUGCUUGAAGAUUUCCCACAAUACUUUCGAAACUAUGGAAAAAGCCAAUUGGGAAUUCCUCCGCUUGUCGUUGCCUGUUACCUGUAACUCAACAUUUAUUGACGAACAAGAGAAAAGUCAUCGCUGGAAUGAUAUCAAACUACGUCAAUAUCGCCUUAUGGCCGAAGCGGAAAAUCAAAAUAUCGCAUCGCCAGCUCAUAUCGAUCAUAUAAUGAAGAGCGGUUUUACGAUGAACGAUUUGAAGAGUCUACAUCGAAGCUAUCCAGAAGAACAUGCAGAACCCGAAGAUCAUCUAUUACGGACGCAAACCUCGCCUGCACGACCGCCGCGGAAAGGGUCUUUGUCCCGAAAUAUUACGUUCGAAACGCCUAUGUACAAUGGAAUAAAUGGACGAUUGGAGAGAUCAUCGAGUGCUCUGGAUAUGAAUCAUAUCAUAGAACAACCCGAUGAUAAGAAAAAACGGGGACGUAGCCCAUUCAAAUUCUUCUCGAAGAAGAGCCGCGACCAGAGCAAGGAAAAGGCAAAGGCAGCAGAGUACAUGGAACGAAGAAAUACAGUCACCCAUGGAAGGAAUGUGGUUCAUUCAUCAAUAACUACUCGACCGCCAACUGUUCGAAUCUCAGACACUGAACUUCGCAUGCAGGCUCAAUCUCAGCAAGCCGCUGAACGAUCGAAAACUCUAACUACAACAAACCUGGGCUCUCAAGGCAUUGAAUCAUCUGGAAAUGAAAUCUUCGACGCUGAAUGCCUCAAGCUCAUGAAUGAAUACUUCUACGGUGUGAGAAUUUACCCCGGCCAGGAUCCAACACAUGUCUAUGUCGGCUGGGUAACCACCCAAUUUAAUUUACAUAGCAAAGAAUUCAACAAGGAGAAGGUCCGUUGUGCAUCUGUAGUACUUGAAGGUGACUACGAACAAAUCCUGGACAGAAUCAAUCGACAAAGCUGCUAUAUGGUCCGAACUGACGAACUAUUCAAUGAAACAACGCAAGACGCAUCAGGCAAGGGUGCCUCGCAAGGCAUGUUUAUUGGCUGUUUUGUUGAUACGUCAACUGGAAUUAUUCGAUUCACUUGCGAGGGCAAAGAGACAUCUCACCGUUGGAUGAUGGAACCAGAUACCAAGCUAUUCCCGGCUAUUUUCGUGGAGGCAACUUCGAAGGAAAUACUUCAAAUUGAAUUGGGACGAACGGCGACCACGCUUCCACUCUCUGCCGCCGUACUCCCAACUAGCGAUAAGCACCUCAAUCCCCAGUUCCCACCGAGAUUAAAGGUACAAUGUCUGAAGCCGUACCAAUGGGCUAGAGUGCCAAACCAAUUUCUACAAGUUCACGCUCUCAAACUAUCUGAUAUUCGGGGCUGGUCGAUGUUGUGCGAAGACCCCGUGUCUAUGCUCGCUCUCCACAUUCCGGAAGAGGACCGCUGCAUUGACAUUCUCGAACUGAUUGAAAUGGAAAAACUUUUAUCGUUCCACGCUCACACACUAACACUCUAUGCAGCCCUUUGCUACCAAUCGAACUUCAGAGCUGCUCAUGCACUUUGUCAGCACGUCGAUCAGAAACAGUUGUUGUAUGCUAUCAAAUCAGAGUAUAUGAGCGGUCCACUGCGGCAAGGUUUCUACGAUUUAUUGAUUGCUCUCCACUUGGAGUCUCACGCCACUACAAUGGAAGUCUGUAAGAACGAAUUCAUAAUUCCUCUAGGGCAAGAGCUGAAAGAUCUUUACGGCGAACCGGAAAUGUCGCAUUCUCUGCGGUCUCUGAAAACGGAGUCGGUCAAACCACAGCUGCGGAUGACUGAAAUCGCUCCCCCAAACAACCACAACCACACCCCUGUACAAUCCACAAUAGUAGCACCAAGUGUUUCUAGUGAGCCGAUACCCAACAUCGACCAACUCUACUCUCCGAAAUUCCCAUUGGAUGUCGUUCGGGAAUUCGUCAUGGAAGCACUUUCGGAGGCCGUUGAAGUGAACCAGAUUCAUAACCGUGACCCUAUUGGCUGGUCAAACGAAAACCUAUUUUUACCCUUAUUGAAGCUCACCGACCGUCUAUUAUUGGUCGGCGUAGUUACAGAUGAAGACGUCGAGAAAUUACUGAUUAUGAUUGAUCCCGAAACAUGGGACCCGACCUUCCAAAAAGAUGGAAAAGACGAACACCGUAAGGGCCUCCUUACGAUGAAAAUGGCAGAGGGAGCCAAAUUGCAAAUGUGCUACCUUCUCCAUCACUUAUACGAUAUACAGUUACGACAUAGGACAGAAAGUAUUAUUGCUUUCUCGCACGACUUUGUCGGCGACCUUCAAAGCGAUCAGCUCCGAAGAUAUAUUGAAAUUAAACAAUCGGACCUCCCAAGCGCCUUGGCUGCUAAGAAGACUAAGGAGUUCCGUUGUCCGCCCAGGGAGCAAAUGAAUUUCAUUUUGAACUUUAAAAAUUUAGAAGCAGAUGAUACUGAGAAUUGUACUUGUGGCCUGGAACUUAGGACUGGUUUGAAGGAGUUCCACGAUGAUCUUAUGAAAAAGGUCUCAUUGAAUGCUUUACAAGAACCCGAAGAGCCUGAAAAUGCCAUUGUCGAAUCAGUUAAAACAGGGCCCAUUACUAAACUCUAUAACUUAAUAAAUGCAGUCAAGGAAUUGGAGGAAGGUCCAAAAGAGCCUGAAGUGCCGGAGAAGAAAACACCUGAAGAGGUUUUCCGCAAGGUUCUUAUUAAGACAAUCGUACAGUGGGCUGAAGAGUCACAAAUCGAAACCCCUAAACUAGUUCGUGAAAUGUUCAGCCUUCUUGUACGGCAAUAUGAUACUGUGGGAGAAUUAGUCCGAGCCCUUGAAAAAACAUAUGUGAUAAGCAGUAAGACAAAGGAAGACGUUGCGGAAAUGUGGGUGGGUUUGAGUCAGAUUCGAGCGCUUCUUCCAGUGCAAAUGAGUCAAGAAGAGGAGGAGCUGAUGCGUAAACGACUAUGGAAACUAGUCAAUAACCACACUUUCUUCCAACACCCCGAUCUAAUUCGCAUUCUCCGCGUUCACGAAAACGUAAUGGCUGUGAUGAUGAACACGUUGGGCAGACGAGCUCAAGCUCAAAGCGAUGCACCCGUGCAAAGUGAAGGAACGGAAGUUGCCACUAAAGAAAAGGAUACUUCACACGAGAUGGUUGUUGCGUGUUGUCGUUUCCUCUGUUACUUCUGUAGAACAAGCAGACAGAAUCAGAAGGCUAUGUUUGAUCAUUUCGAUUUCUUACUGGAUAACUCGAACAUCCUUCUCUCACGACCAAGUUUACGUGGUUCUACACCACUCGACGUUGCGUACUCUAGCUUGAUGGAAAAUACUGAACUUGCUCUCGCUCUUCGAGAACAUUACUUGGAAAAAAUUGCAGUUUAUCUAUCCCGCUGCGGUCUACAAAGCAAUUCAGAACUUGUAGAAAAAGGCUACCCUGAUUUGGGAUGGGAUCCAGUUGAAGGUGAACGUUAUCUUGAUUUCCUCCGAUUCUGUGUAUGGGUGAAUGGAGAAAGCGUCGAAGAAAAUGCCAAUCUUGUCAUUCGUCUAUUAAUUCGCCGACCAGAAUGUUUGGGCCCUGCCCUUCGCGGUGAAGGAGAAGGUCUGCUCCGUGCUAUCAUCGACGCUAAUAAGAUGUCAGAGAGAAUUGCUGAUCGCCGCAAAAUGCAGGAUGAAGCAGAAGGAACAAUUUCGGGACUAAAUUUCACGCAUCCUCUACCAGAAGGGGAUGAGGACGAGGAUUAUAUUGAUACAGGAGCAGCAAUCCUCAACUUUUACUGUACACUCGUGGAUCUUUUAGGGCGGUGUGCUCCAGAUGCAGCCGUAAUAGAACAAGGCAAAAACGAAUCAUUACGAGCUCGUGCGAUUUUAAGAUCCCUUGUACCAUUAGAAGACUUGCAAGGAGUCUUAAGUUUGAGGUUCACUCUAUCCACCCCGGCACCCGGCGAAGAGAAACCCAAAUCCGAUAUGCCAUCUGGUUUGAUUCCAGGAAAUAAACAAAGCAUCGUUUUGUUUCUGGAAAGAGUUUAUGGCAUCGAAACAAAAGAACUAUUCUACAAAUUGCUGGAAGAGGCAUUCCUGCCCGACUUACGAACUGCUACAAUGUUGGAUAAGAACGAUGGAUCUGAGAGCGACAUGGCAUUGUCUAUGAACCGUUACAUAGGGAAUUCAAUUCUCCCACUUCUCAUAAAGCAUUCGAAAUUCUACAACGAAGCAGAAAAUUAUGCUAGCUUGCUUGACGCUACCUUGCACACCGUUUAUAGAUUAUCUAAAAAUCGCAUGCUGACCAAAGGGCAAAGAGAAGCCGUGUCCGACUUUUUGGUCGCGCUGACUUCUCAGAUGCAACCUGCUAUGUUGUUGAAACUUCUCAGGAAAUUAACUGUCGAUGUCUCCAAACUAUCAGAAUACACCACCGUCGCAUUAAGGCUACUAACGCUUCAUUACGAUCGUUGCGCUAAGUAUUACGGAUCAAGCCAAGGACAAGGAGCGUACGGAGCAUCGUCGGAUGAAGAAAAACGACUAACAAUGCUCUUAUUCUCAAAUAUCUUUGAUUCUCUCAGCAAUAUGGACUACGACCCCGAAUUAUUCGGAAAAGCACUCCCUUGCCUUAUCGCUAUUGGUUGCGCCUUACCACCUGAUUACAGUUUAUGCAAAAAUACUGAAGAAGACUGUUACGGUCGACAUUCAGGGGCUCCGGACCAACCUCAGUACAAUCCACAACCAAUCAACACUACCACAGUUCAAUUAGACAAUGAUCUUAAUUCAAUCAUUCAAAAGUUCAGUGAACAUUACCAUGACUCUUGGGCCAGCAGAAAACUAGAAGCCGGCUGGGUUCAUGGAGAGUCCUGGUCUGAUGUACAAAAAACUCAUCCAAGAUUGAAGCCGUACAGUAGCUUGAAUGAUUAUGAAAAGGAGCGAUACCGGGAACCUGUAAGGGAAAGUAUGAAAGCAUUGCUAGCUAUUGGCUGGACAAUAGAGCAUUCUGAUGUCGACCUCCCUAUGAAUAACCGAGGAUCAAUGAGAAGGCAAUCCAAGCAUCAACUCGAUUUUCAGAGCGAGACAGCUACACCAUUCAACUAUAAUCCUCAUCCGGUCGACAUGACAAACUUGACGCUAAGCAGAGAAAUGCAAAAUAUGGCCGAACGUCUUGCCGAAAAUUCUCACGACAUCUGGGCAAAGAAGAAAAAGGAGGAGUUAAACACUUGUGGGGGUUCCAUACACCCUCAGUUGGUGCCAUACGACUUGCUUACAGAUAAAGAGAAGCGAAAAGAUCGAGAACGCUCACAAGAAUUUUUGAAAUAUUUGCAAUAUCAAGGAUACAAAUUGCACAAACCGUCAAAAGGUGGCAUAGUUGAAGGCGAAUUAGGUGCCGUUCAAGCUUCCGUCGAGCUCCGAUUUUCAUAUUCCCUUCUGGAGAAGUUGAUCGCAUAUCUCGAUCGAGCAACCAUCAACAUGAAGAUCCUAAAGCCUUCGGCAACUUUCAGCAGACGUAGCUCAUUUAAAACAAGUUCCCGCGAUAUCAAAUUCUUCUCCAAAGUGGUUCUGCCUCUUAUGGAAAAAUAUUUCUCAACGCAUCGAAACUACUUCAUAGCAGUUGCUACCGCCACAAAUAACAUUGGCGCAGCGUCACUUAAGGAAAAAGAAAUGGUUGCUUCAAUCUUCUGCAAACUAGCAUCACUUCUGCGCAACAGAAUGUCGGCAUUUGGCCCAGAUGUUAGAAUUACUGUACGAUGUCUGCAAGUUUUGGUCAAGGGUAUCGAUGCAAAAUCACUAACAAAGAAUUGCCCAGAAUUCAUCAGGACAUCUAUGCUAACGUUUUUCAACAACACAGCCGAUGAUUUGACCCAAACCAUAGCCAAUUUGCAGGACGGUAGAUAUAGUUAUCUCAGGGGAACGCAUCUAAAGACGUCAACAUCUCUUUCAUAUGUCAAUACGGUUAUCCUGCCCGUUUUGACCGCUAUGUUUGAUCAUUUGGCUGCAUGCGACUACGGCAGUGAUCUUCUACUGGAUGAAAUUCAAGUGGCAUCUUAUAAGAUCCUUGCUGCCUUGUACAUGCUUGGAACGGAUCUAACUCUAACUAGAGAAAGGAAAUAUUUAAAAACAGAACUGGAACGACAUCGGCCGAAUCUCGGAUCUUGCUUGGGAGCGUUCAGUUCAACUUUCCCCGUCGCCUUCCUUGAGCCUCAUCUCAACAAACAUAAUCAAUUCUCAUUGCUCAACCGCAUCGCUGACCAUUCGUUGGAAGCACAAGACAUUCUAGUUAGAAUGGAAAGUUCUAUGCCAAAUUUAGAAGCAAUCUUACAGGAAGUCGAUCAAUUCGUUGAGUCCGAUAAAACGUAUCACGACGUCCCGCAUAUAAUUGAUGUUAUUUUGCCCCUUCUUUGUGCAUAUUUGCCAUUCUGGUGGGCCCAAGGCCCGGAUAAUGUCAGCCCUACUAGUGGAAACCACGUCACCAUGGUAACAGCGGAUCAUAUGAAUCACCUUUUGAAAAAUGUUCUCAAACUUAUCAAGAAGAAUAUCGGCAACGAGAACGCUCCUUGGAUGACGCGAAUUGCGGCUUACACUCAACAAAUUAUUAUCAACAGUUCUGAGGAAUUAUUGAAAGAUCCCUUCCUACCGUUAGCUGAAAGAGUGAAAAAACGCACGGAGACUAUGUUCCAUAAAGAGGAAAGCUUGAGAGGCUUCAUCAAGUCAGCAACAGACGAUACUUCACAAGUUGAAACGCAGAUUCAGGAAGACUGGCAGCUUCUAGUACGAGACAUAUACUCAUUUUAUCCACUUCUGAUCAAGUACGUUGAUCUACAACGUAAUCACUGGCUGAAGGACAAUGUUCCUGAAGCCGAAGAACUAUAUAACUACGUUGCGGAGAUAUUUAACAUAUGGUCUAAGUCCCAGUACUUCCUUAAAGAAGAGCAGAACUUUAUUUCAACAAAUGAAAUUGAUAACAUGGCACUGAUUAUGCCCACAGCCACACGAAGAUCCGCAACAGUUGUUGAUGGAGCGCCCGUCACGGGUGGCAAAGUGAAAAAGAAGAAAAAGCACCGUGACAAGAAGCGCGAUAAGGACAAAGAAGUCCAGGCCAGCUUGAUGGUAGCAUGUCUUAAGCGUCUCCUACCAGUAGGCUUGAAUCUGUUCGCGGGUCGCGAACAAGAACUGGUUCAGCACUGCAAAGAUCGCUAUCUCAAAAAGAUGCCUGAGUAUGAGGUCAUUGAAUUUGCAAGGACUCAACUCACUCUUCCCGAUAAGUUGGAUCCAGCUGAUGAAAUGUCGUGGCAACACUAUCUGUAUUCAAAACUGGGCAAGAAAGAAGCCACCAUUGAAGAAAUUGCAGAAAAAGCAUCAGCCGCAACCGGCGAGAAAAAAAGUGAGAAGGCUAAAAUCGAAGACACCGUAGAUCGAAUCGUUGCUAUGGCCAAAGUCCUCUAUGGCCUCCAUAUGAUCGACCACCCGCAACAGCAGAGCCGGAACGUCUAUAGGAGUGUGGUUUCCAUUCAAAGGAAGCGCGCUGUAAUCGCUUGCUUCCGUCAAACAUCACUUCAUUCACUUCCAAGACAUCGUGCCUGUAAUAUUUUCGCGAGGUCAUACUACGAACAAUGGCUGCAGGAAGAGAACGUUGGACAAGAAGUUAUGAUCGAAGACUUGACCCAAUCUUUUGAAGAUGCUGAGAAAGCCAAGAAAGAGGAGACUGACGAGGAAGGUAAACCAGACCCUCUUACCCAGUUAGUUACAACAUUUUGCCGCGGAGCAAUGACCGAGAGAAGUGGCGCUCUACAAGAAGAUCCUUUAUACAUGUCUUACGCGCAAAUCGCCGCCAAAUCUUGCGGCGAGGAGGAUGAAGAAGGCGGUGAUGAAGAGGGCGGUGAAGAGGGCGAAGGAACUAGUAUACAUAAAACAAUCAAUAAAUUGAUGGAACAAGAAAUGGAGAAACAAAAACUUCUUUUCCACCAAGCCCGCUUGGCCAACCGUGGUGUCGCGGAAAUGGUUCUCCUACACAUAUCAGCAUCAAAGGGAUUACCGUCCGAUAUGGUUAUGACAACACUUAAUCUGGGAAUUGCUAUCUUGCGAGGUGGCAACAUUGACAUUCAGAUGGGCAUGCUUAAUCAUUUAAAGGAGAAAAAGGACGUUGGCUUCUUCACAUCAAUAGCAGGACUUAUGAAUUCGUGCAGCGUUUUGGACUUGGAUGCAUUCGAGAGGAAUACUAAAGCUGAAGAGUACAUUCCAAGUGCGGGUGCAGGUUUGGGAGUUGGAUCCGAAGGAGCUGCUGGCGAGAAGAAUAUGCACGACGCAGAGUUUACUUGUGCUUUGUUCCGCUUCAUACAGCUGACGUGCGAAGGGCACAACUUAGAAUGGCAGAACUACUUGAGAACUCAAGCCGGAAACACAACCACGGUAAAUGUUGUAAUCUGCACCGUUGAUUACCUGCUAAGGCUUCAGGAAUCCAUAAUGGACUUCUACUGGCACUACUCUAGCAAAGAGAUCAUUGAUCCUGCUGGAAAAGCCAACUUCUUUAAAGCCAUUGAAGUCGCUAGCCAAGUAUUCAACACCCUGACUGAAGUCAUCCAAGGUCCAUGCCCACUAAAUCAACAGGCCCUAGCACAUUCAAGAUUGUGGGAUGCUGUCGGCGGUUUCCUCUUUCUCUUCUCUCAUAUGCAGGAGAAGCUGUCAAAACAUUCGAGCCAGGUGGAUUUACUUAAGGAACUACUUAACUUGCAAAAGGACAUGAUUACAAUGAUGCUGUCCAUGCUUGAGGGCAAUGUUGUCAAUGGAACCAUUGGUAAACAAAUGGUGGAUACAUUGGUCGAAUCCGCGUCCAAUGUCGAGCUGAUUUUGAAGUAUUUCGAUAUGUUCCUCAAAUUGAAGGAUCUAAUCGAAUCGGCAAGUUUCCAGGAGGUCGAUCCAAACAGUGAAGGAUGGGUUACGCCAAAGGAUUUCAGAGAAAAAAUGGAACAGCAAAAAAGCUAUACCACCGAGGAAAUGGACUUCCUCCUGGCCUGCUGCGAACGCAAUCACGACGGCAAAAUCGAUUAUGUCGGUUUCGUAGAUCGUUUCCACGAACCUUCUAAGGAAAUCGGCUUCAACUUAGCAGUUCUUCUGACAAAUCUAAGUGAGCACAUGCCAAAUGAACCACGUCUCGCGAGAUUCCUCGAAACAGCCGGGUCGGUGUUGAACUAUUUUGAGCCAUUCUUGGGUCGUAUUGAAAUUUUGGGCAGCUCCAAACGUAUUGAACGGGUUUACUUCGAAAUCAAAGAAUCGAAUAUUGAGCAAUGGGAGAAACCACAAAUUAAAGAGUCAAAGAGAGCCUUCUUCUAUUCAAUCGUUACUGAGGGAGGCGAUAAGGAGAAACUAGAAGCAUUUGUCAACUUCUGUGAAGAUGCUAUCUUUGAAAUGACCCACGCUUCAGGUUUGAUGGCUACAGAGGACAGUGGAAGCAACAUAAAGAGAGAAGCAGCGUAUAGUUCGUACAUGAGUGAGGAAGAAGAAGAACGAGCGGCUCGUGAUCCCUUCCGAAGAGGAACUCAAGCUGUAAAAGACGGACUGAAAUAUUUCAUUCACAUGCUAAGCCCCACUAACAUUAAACAUCAAAUAGGCGUGAUGCAAACAAAGACAAUUCCGGAAAUUAUUAUUGGAUUCUUCAAAAUGAUCUUCUAUGCUUUCUACUACGCAGGUUACGGAAACUGCAUGAUCGUCAAGUACAUUUUCAACAUCCUUAUGUCUCUAAUGCGAGGACCGGCUACCGAAGAAGUGGAAUUACCAGCUAUUGAGCCAGAAGAUAAAUUCUCUGCAAGAGCACUGCCGCCCCUUCCGCUCGAAGAACCACCUGGCACAGUUCAAGCGUUUGGCGUAGAUAUUAGCAAAGAAGAUAACGGACAAUAUAAAGUAGUUUUGCAUGAAUCGCCUGCAAUUAGCCCCACUUCUUCGGUAGAAGAAACUGGGGAAAGCAGCCCUGAAGAAAGUGGAACAACUGAACAGCAACAAGAAGGAGACGGAAGUGAGCCGAUAACAUUGGUUGAUCUUUUGGGAGGUGAUGCAGCCAAACGUGCCGCGCAAGAACGAUCCGAAGCACAAAAAGUACAAGAAGCUGCCAUGGCUUCCAUCGAAGCUGAAGCUAAAAAGUCAGCAGCUACUGCCACAGAAACUCCUGCUGUCAACCAAAUCGACUUAUCACAAUACACUCAUCGGGCUGUUAGCUUUCUGGCCAGGAAUUUCUACAACCUCAAAUACGUUGCUUUGGUAUUGGCUUUCGGAAUAAAUUUCAUGUUGCUCUUCUAUAAGGUAGUGAACUUUGGUGGCGACGAGGAAGGUUCAGGUGAUGGCGAUGGAGACUUAUUCAUGGGGUCGGGAUCUGGAGGAGGUAUUGCUUCUUCUGGAUUAGGAUCUGGUGAGGGGUCAGGAGACGGAGAGGAUGAGGACGCACUGGAAGCGGUGAUAGUAGACGAGCAUUACUUCUAUAUGGCACACGUACUGCGGAUAGCUGCGAUGCUGCACAGCAUAGUAUCGCUUUGCAUGCUGAUUGCUUAUUACCAUCUAAAAGUCCCCCUAGCCAUAUUCAAACGAGAAAAGGAAAUCGCUCGGCGCUUAGAAUUUGAUGGCCUCUUCAUUGUUGAACAGCCAGAGGAUGAUGAUUUCAAAUCACAUUGGGAUAAACUAGUCAUAUCGGCUAAAUCCUUCCCUGUGAACUAUUGGGACAAAUUUGUUAAGAAGAAAGUCAGGCAGAAGUACAGUGAAACGUAUGACUUUGAUUCCAUCUCAAACUUACUUGGAAUGGAAAAAAGCGCAUUCACCGCACAAGAAUCUGAGGAAGGAGGGUUGUUCAACUACAUCAUCAAUAUUGAUUGGCGUUACCAGAUUUGGAAGGCUGGAGUGACCAUUACAGACAAUGCUUUCCUGUACUCUUUGUGGUACUUUACUUUCUCCAUCCUAGGAAACUUCAACAAUUUCUUCUUCGCUGCUCAUCUUCUGGAUGUCGCCGUCGGUUUCAAAACGCUAAGAACGAUCCUGCAAUCUGUAACGCACAACGGAAAGCAGCUCGUUUUGACCGUAAUGCUCCUCACAAUUGUAGUCUACAUUUACACUGUAAUCGCUUUUAACUUCUUCCGUAAAUUCUACGUUCAGGAAGAGGAUGAAGAGGUAGAAAGAAAGUGCCACGACAUGUUGACCUGUUUUGUCUUCCAUUUGUACAAAGGCGUCCGAGCGGGUGGCGGUAUCGGUGAUGAAAUCGGUGAUCCUGAUGGCGAUCCUUAUGAAGUCUAUCGUAUCAUUUUCGACAUUACUUUCUUCUUCUUCGUUAUUGUCAUUCUCUUGGCCAUCAUCCAAGGUUUGAUUAUUGAUGCUUUCGGUGAACUCCGUGACCAACUUGAAUCCGUCAAGGAUGACAUGGAGUCUAAUUGCUUCAUUUGCGGCAUAGGGAAGGACUAUUUCGACAAAGUACCGCAUGGGUUCGAUACACACGUUCAACAAGAACAUAAUUUGGCCAACUACAUGUUCUUCCUCAUGCACUUGAUUAACAAGCCGGAUACUGAGUAUACGGGCCAAGAGACCUAUGUAUGGAAUAUGUACCAGCAGCGAAGUUGGGACUUCUUCCCAGUCGGCGACUGCUUCCGUAAGCAAUAUGAGGAUGAACUGGGUGGCGGUGGAGGUGGUUAGAGACCAUAAAAAUCUCAAUUAGUACCUAACUUUUUUAUAGCAAUAUCUAAACAAUGUAAAAACCCCAAUUGAAUCCACCGCGUCAAUUUAUAGAUUUUGGACUUUACAUACUACUUUAGGGAAAUAUUUAUUCAUUUGAUUCUAAUUGAAUUUUACUUAAUAAGGAAGAGCAAAUAUUUCAAAAGAGAUUCGAAAUGUAUCUGCAUGAGCGAUUGAUUUCGCUAAAUGUUGUCCGGCAAGCAGAAUGCUAUUCACAUGGAAACGUCUUUCAUAAUAAUAGUAAAAAGUCAAUGAAGAAAAAUCUUUAAUUUAGUUUUCUGUAAUUAAAAGUAAAAAAAUGAACGAUAAAAUUAGUUUUGGAGCGCAGUGAAAUGCCAACCCGAAUAUCAGGCGGUAAAAUAAAACAAUCAAAACAUUCUCUUUUAUAAAAUCAAAUUAAUCCUUAUCCAGCCUUCAUCAUCAAAAAACAGAUUUAAGGAGGGAUAUAUUCAAAUCGCAAGUUUGGAAGCUUGUAAAGGCGUCCGUCCUUACUUUAAGCUAGUCUUUCGAGUUUUCCACCUUCAUAGAAUUCUCAAUGCAUUUCGCAUAGUUUGCAAGUUCGCUUUUCGUUUUUUCAGUUCAAUCUUAAUCUAUUUCAAACUAAACGCAUUUUAGGAAUAGAAAUGCUCUGAAGAUGUAAAAAGUAAGUCAGUUUUAUGUAUUUCUGUUUAUUUCGUUGUUUGUCAAUACUUUAAUCCAAUAUGCAUAGACAGUGAGAUACUUGAGACGGAUGCUUGCUGUUGUUCAUCAUUUUAAAUAUAUUUAUGUCAAAUGAAAUUUUAUGCCAGUUGAAAAGUCUAAUUAAAUAAACAUUUUAAAAAAUUCGUCUAUCA
Messenger RNA from Hermetia illucens (black soldier fly), 17005 nucleotides. RefSeq names its product ryanodine receptor (gene RyR). Bases 675 to 16133 code for a protein of 5152 amino acids. Gene Ontology annotation, biological process: intracellular calcium ion homeostasis; calcium ion transmembrane transport. Gene Ontology annotation, cellular component: sarcoplasmic reticulum membrane; sarcolemma; Z disc. The transcript is spliced from 38 exons. Gene Ontology annotation, molecular function: protein binding; ryanodine-sensitive calcium-release channel activity. The record is from RefSeq and is a predicted model, not a curated record. Lineage: Eukaryota; Metazoa; Arthropoda; Insecta; Diptera; Stratiomyidae.